This is a messenger RNA of Caenorhabditis elegans, 1668 nucleotides long. RefSeq names its product Neuropeptide-Like Protein (gene nlp-25). The record is from RefSeq and is marked reviewed. NCBI's taxonomy places the organism in Eukaryota, Metazoa, Nematoda, Chromadorea, Rhabditida, Rhabditidae. The coding region runs from base 1332 to 1595 and encodes 87 amino acids. The transcript is spliced from 2 exons.
CUGAAAAUUUGAACCAGUUUGUUAGUUGAAAAAUUUUCGAUAUCUUCAUUUUCCGCGGAGUUAGGACGCUUCAAAGUUUGGAGGGGGAGAGAGUGUGGGGCAGAGGGAGAGCGCAGAGAGGCACACACCCUGCGUCUCUCCCCUUCCACACUGUCUCGCCUCAAAACUUCGGCCACGCGUAACUUCUUAACGGUUAGAGAUACUGAAAAAUUUCCAACUAGAGCAAUGUUCAGCACAACAUUUUGCGUACAGAGAGGCAGCAUUUAUUUGAAAAUUAUAAAAUUGAAGAAACUUUUUAGAUUUUCUUGUCAAUUGUUCAAAAUUUUGAUACAAAAUUCUGAAAGAUCAUCACAUAACAAUCAUUUUUGUCUUUUAUAGUUCCUCGAUAUCUUCAUUUUCCGCGGAGAUAUGAAGGUUCAAAGUUUGGAGGGUGAGAGAGUAUGGUGGAGGGGGAGAGCGCAGAAAGGCUCGCGCACCCUGCGUCUUACCCCCCUCCACACUCUCUCACCUCAAAACUUUGAGCGCGCAUAACUUUUUAACGGUUAGAGAUACUGAAAAAUUUCCAACUGGAGCAAUGUUCAGCACAACAUUUUGCGUACAGAGGGGCAGCAUUUAUUUGAAAUAUUUCAAAUUGAAUAAAAUUUUCAGACUUUUUUUCAAUUUUUCAAAAUUUUGAUGCAAAAUUCUGAAAGAACAUCACAUAACAAUCAUUUUUGUCUUUUAUAGUUUCUCGAUAUCUUCAUUUUCCGCGGAGAUAUGAAGGUUCAAAGUUUGGAGGGUGAGAGAGUAUGGUGGAGAGGGAGAGCGCAGAGAGGCACACACCCUGCGUCUCUCCGCCACCCACACUGUCUCGCUUCAAAACUUCGAACGCGCAUAACUUCUUAACGGUCAGAGAUAUCGAAAAAAUUCGUAAAAGAAAAAUGUUUAGCGCAACAUUUUGCGUUCAUUAAGAAAACUUUUCACAAAAAGAAUUCAAAUAUUUAGACAAUUUUAGGGGACAAAUGUUUUUGUCAGGUCAAAAUGUUAAUUUGAUCAAGCCUUUGUGAUUAUAACAACGUUUUCCGACCAAAAAAAAAGUGUAGAAUUCACCGAAUUUCUCCAGUUUUUCGGGGUAAAGUGUAAAAUUUUGGACCAGAAUUGUCUUGUUUUAAUGAUCAUCGCCGAUCAUCGAAACAGAUUCGGCAUAUUGAUAAAAAUGACGUCACCUUGAAAAUUGUAUAGUAUAAAAUGCGUUGAUUUUCUUAUAAACUUCAAUUAUUUUUCUACACUUUUCGAGAUAUUUUUCAACCAAAUUUUAUCGAUAUCUUCUUUUCCCAGAUUUUUUUUUCAAUAUGCAAUCACUAAUUGCGCUUCUCCUGCUAUUAGUGUGCUUCUUACACUUGGCACAGUGCCAAUGGGGUGGUGGAUGGAAUAAUGGAGGUGGAUAUGGUAACCCGUAUGGGGGUUAUGGCAGAGGUGGAGGAUAUGGUGGCGGAUAUGGAGGUGGUUUUGGAGCACAGCAAGCCUAUAAUGUGCAGAAUGCAGCUAGAAUUGGAACAGAAGUUGCAGAAGGUGUCUUGGUAGCUGAGGAAGUGUCUGAGGCGAUUGGAAAAUAAUUUUAACUACAUGUUUUCUGUAUAAAAUUGUUUUUUUUUUUGAAAUUAAAAAAAUAAAUAACUUCAUCUUAUA